AUGACGGUCGAAACUUCACCCGAAGAUUGGAAGAGAAAGGCCGGCAGUUACAAGGACAUGACGAGCACGCUAAAUGUCAAACCGAUUGGCAUCAUGCUAGAGAGGCUGAAUGGUCUACUACCAUUCUCCGAGGCCACUGGAAUCCUGGACAAUGGCUGCGGUCCGGCACCAAUCAUGGCGCGGAUCAUCGAUGAGCAUGGGGACAGCCUUCCUCAAACUUGUACUUUGAUUUGCUCAGACUUCUCAAACGGCAUGGUGGAACAAGCCAACAACACAAAAAGAAAUGCCCUCGAACAGCAGAGAGAUUCACCAUGGACUCAUGUUCGCAUCGAAACACUUGAUGUGAUGGAUUUGCUUAGCAUCGAGGACAACUCCUUGAGCCAUGUUGCAGCCGGAUGGGUUUUUUUCAAUGCCAAAGACCCACAGAAAGCUCUUGCCGAGUCGAAACGGGUGUUACAGCCAGGCGGCGUCCUCGCUGCCUCGUCAUGGGCAGAGACCGACUGGCUAAGGAUUCUCAAGGUUGUCAGCAAGCUGGAUCCUGCAGUCCAACCCCCUUCGAUUGGUGAGGACUGGGGUACGUCUUCGGGCGUCAAGGCGCAGCUAGAGAAAGCCGAGUUCCGCAACGUUGAGGUGCAUCAGGUCCACGUGGACAUACCGUUCAAGUCGCAUGCCUCAUUUGUUGAGACCAUGCUGACACGGGUCACCCAGAUGGUCGUUGCUAGCCGAGCACUGCCGAGUGGAUCGCAUGACGAACUAAGGGGUCUUAUGAUUGAGGAAAUGAAGUUGAUCUGCCCCAGAGAGCCGGGUGUUCUGAGGGGAACUUCACUUGUAGGUUUCGGGAUCAAAUAG
Messenger RNA from Diaporthe amygdali, 849 nucleotides. RefSeq lists its product as uncharacterized. The record is from RefSeq and is a predicted model, not a curated record. The coding region runs from base 1 to 849 and encodes 282 amino acids. The transcript has 3 exons. Gene Ontology annotation, molecular function: S-adenosylmethionine-dependent methyltransferase activity. NCBI's taxonomy places the organism in Eukaryota, Fungi, Ascomycota, Sordariomycetes, Diaporthales, Diaporthaceae.